GGUAUUAUCCCUCUCAGUAAUCUCGUCGGCAAGUAGUAAGACUUGUCCCAGUCAACAUACCUAGCGCUUCUGUUAUGCCCUCCCGGGUGAAACUGAUGAUACUAUCCACGUUUGAGCAUGAGUCGUUAUUAUAUAUUUUCGUUGGUUUGUUUACAAUUCGUAAUGGAGGAUGUGUUUUUAAUCCAAAGACGACAUCGAGCUAUAUUGGCCGCUGGCGUCAAGUUUCACAUUGUCCUGCGAGUAUGAACCACGCAACCAUACUGCUUAACCACUCAGUGCUCCUAGACAGAAGAGGGGACGAGCUUCUCACCGCAACGUUUCGCUGCACACGAGAUGCACAGAGUUUCACCAGCAUGACAGGGAUCUUGCGUCGAUGCAGAGAUACUACAGACCAGUGCGAGCAUUUUUCAAGACUUGAAUGGAAGCAUGGCAUUUGCUCACUGUUGCCCGUUAAAAAUGCUAUGUGGUCGUCGAUCAUUGAACAAUGGGAGCCUAAGAUGAAAUGCCCUUUCAAAAAGACAACAUACACGGGAGGAAACAUGUCGUUCGACUGGGAUUUAAUGUUGGCCGCUCUUGGCGUUCAAAAUGGAGCUGGUAUUUGGGGCAUAAAAGGUUUUUUGCGUGAUGAAAAUAGCCUUGCGCACGUGUGCUUUGAUGUUUUUGUAGAAUUGAUUAAAAUAAGACGAAAACACUACCCCUCUAGCUUUAAUACAGUCCUAUCGACUAUUUCUACAAGAAGAAUAAGUGCCAUCCUAACUUUAUUCUUGGUCUUUACCAUCUUCAGCGAGUUCAGUCCCAAAAACAGGAGUUAUGAGCUUAAUUUCAAGGAGCGAAUUCUAAGACCCUACCCGACUGAAGAGAAGGCAGAUCCUGAGGAACCCCAAAAAACCACGUUCGAAGUGCAGCCAAAGCAGAAAAGGUUCUCUUGGGAUGAAUUCUUUCUUGCGGUCUGCAUUAUCGAGGCCCAAUACGCCUUCCUGAAGCAAAAAGAUCUCACCGGGAAUUCCGGAGCGACCUCCAAUCGAAAAAUGCAAGGCUCCUGCAUUGUCAAAGACAAUGUGAUCGUAGGAUUGAGUUCCCACGAUAAAGCUUCUGGAGCCGGAGCUAUCAUCCCUGCAAUUUUAAUGGCAGGAGCUGCUGCGAAAGGGGCAAAGUUAUACACUUUGGACUACCCGUGCAACAAAUGUGCUCAAAUAAUUGCGCAAAGUGGCAUCAACCAAGUCUUGUAUCUGGAUGGUUCAGAAGAUAAAGCAGUGUCUGGGAUUAUUUUCGAUCGAAGGAUGAGCAUGGAGAAGAAACCUUUUUCAAUAAGGCAAAUCAAACCUCAAGCAAAUCCUUGGAAAGUUAUCUUUGAUUUCUACGAGGUAGAGACCCCCAGAGGUGGACGGAAAACUACGGAUGCGCAGAUGCAGUCAUGCUAUUGCGGUCCGUCUGCACCAAAACGCACCAAAACUGAUAAAUAGUGCACUUCGCCAUGAUCAUUUCCAAUCAGUAGUAUAACCCAUAAUCUUUAGUAAUCUUCUAUAAUCAUUCCAUAAUCUUCUAUCACUGUUUGUAAAUCUUCUUUUGUUGGCGGGGUUUUCAAAUUAAAAUGAAAUAAAACGUUUUCUGCAAUGGAUGACAAAUACAAAGUGUUUAUAGAAAAAGUGGUCCAGUAUGAUCAGAUCAUCGAUAAUGGGCUGAACAGGCAGGCAGAUGUGCAGACAGAGAGACAAAGUUUCUUCUCAUCAGAA
Frankliniella occidentalis (western flower thrips) is the source of this 1733-nucleotide messenger RNA. RefSeq lists its product as uncharacterized. The transcript has 9 exons. The coding region runs from base 75 to 1463 and encodes 462 amino acids. Lineage: Eukaryota; Metazoa; Arthropoda; Insecta; Thysanoptera; Thripidae. Gene Ontology annotation, molecular function: catalytic activity. The record is from RefSeq and is a predicted model, not a curated record.